Messenger RNA from Manduca sexta (tobacco hornworm), 2375 nucleotides. RefSeq names its product ATP-dependent RNA helicase DDX42. NCBI's taxonomy places the organism in Eukaryota, Metazoa, Arthropoda, Insecta, Lepidoptera, Sphingidae. Gene Ontology annotation, molecular function: nucleic acid binding; RNA helicase activity; ATP binding. Gene Ontology annotation, cellular component: nucleus. The record is from RefSeq and is a predicted model, not a curated record.
CGUAAAUUUUUUUACCGAUUUAUUUUGUCAUUUGAUGGACGUUGUCGAUGUCUGUAAAAUAAUUAUUUAUCGCCUUCAAACUGGUUUAAUUUUUUGUAAUUGUCUCUUAUAAUUAUCUGAAGUGACAUAUAAUGUGAUAAUUAAUUACAGAAAUCUGUAAGCGUAAACAAUAAUAACCUUAUUGUUAUGCGAAUCGUUUGAUUUUGGUCGAUUACAUUUAUUAUUGAGGCGGUGAAAAAGGAUUGAAGAUGAGCUACAAUUCAGGCGGUAGCAGCGGCAAGGGCUUCGGUUUCGCGGGGUUCACGAUGCCGAAGCGUAAUCCAUCGAAUGUGUCGCUGCAUGCGGUGCCUCCACCGUCGGCAACCAUGCAUGCAGUCCCACCGCCGACAUCGGGCCUGUCCAAGCAGGGCUACUCCACCAUGAGCUCUAUAACGCAGAAUGCUGUGACUGGGAACUGGGGUAGCAUUGGGAAGAAGAGAUCCAAGACUGAGGAUGAAUAUUUUGAUGAAGAUGAUGAGCCGCCAACCCCAGCAUUGGCGUACAUCCCAGCCCCCGGCAGUCCCACCAAUGAGCCAACAUCUAGUUCUAAGCGUAAUGACGAUGAUGAAGAGGACCCCCUGGACGCAUACAUGGCCGGUCUGGAGCAGCAGGCUGCCAAAGACCUGGUUGCGAGCAAGGAAAACGCCGCUAGCGGGAAGGGGGACAGCGGUCGCGGCACCAGGGGCGAUAUCGACGAGAUGGACGAUGAAGAGAGUUAUUAUAAGUAUAUGGAAGAAAAUCUAAAUAACGGUGAUGACGCGUCCGACGUGGAGGUGGAAUACGAUGAGGACGGUAAUCCUAUAGCGCCUCCAAAGAACAAGAUCAUAGACCCACUCCCGCCUAUAGACCACUCUCAGAUACAGUACGAGCCUUUUGAGAAGAACUUCUACACGCCGCAUGAGGAAAUAGAAAAGCUGACGCCGCAGCAGGUUGAGGAGUUGAAGAAGAAUUUGGGUGUUAAGAUCACGGGCCCAGACCCUCCGAAGCCGGUGUCCAGCUUCGCGCAUCUGGGUUUCGAUGAGCAGCUGAUGAAGGCGAUCCGCCGCUCGGAGUACACGCAGCCCACGCCCGUGCAGGCCGCCGGCGUGCCCGCUGCACUGUCCGGAAGAGAUCUUAUAGGUAUCGCGCGUACCGGUUCGGGUAAGACGUGCGCGUUCCUGUGGCCGCUACUCAUCCACAUCAUGGAUCAGAAGGAGCUGGCUCCUGGCGACGGACCUAUCGGACUCAUACUGGCGCCCAAGGAGUUGGCGCAACAGAUAUACAUGGAGGCGAAGAGGUUCGGCAAAGUGUACAACAUCCGUUGCGUGUGUUGUUACGGCGGAGGUUCUAAGUGGGAACAGUGCAAGGCUCUCGAGGGCGGCGGCGCUGAGAUCAUAGUGGGCACUCCUGGCAGAGUGAUAGACCUCAUAUGCAAGGCGACCAAAUUGCAGAGGGUCACGUAUUUAGUGCUUGAUGAAGCUGAUAGGAUGUUUGACAUGGGAUUUGGUGAAGCUCAGGUGCGUUCGAUCUGCGCGCACGUGCGUCCGGAGCGGCAGGCGCUGCUGUUCUCCGCCACGUUCCCGCGCCGCGUCGAGCGCCUCGCCCGCGACGCGCUGCGCGACCCCGUGCGCGUCGCACACGGCACCGGCGGCGCCACCGACCUCGUCACUCAACACGUGCGAAUAUUCUACAAACCCGAGGAGAAGUGGGCAUGGCUACUCAGCAACUUGGUGGAAUUUCUGUCGGCUGGCAGCGUGUUAAUAUUUGUUACCAAGAAGUUAGAAGCUGAACAGACUGCGGCGAACCUCGGCGUGCAACAGUACGACGCGCUGUUACUGCACGGAGACAUGGAGCAGGCCGACAGGAACAAGGUGAUCACAGCGUUUAAACGACAGGAGAACACCAUACUAGUCGCUACUGACGUGGCAGCGCGCGGUCUGGAUAUCCCGCACGUGCGCACGGUGGUGAAUUAGGUGGCGCGCGAUAUCGACACCCACACCCAUCGUGUGGGGCGAACGGGACGCGCUGGCGUGCGGGUAACCCACACGCUGCUCGCUGCUGACAAGGAUCGUGACUUCGCCGGACACCUCGUCAGGCAUCUCGAGGCUGCGCAACAGGAAGUACCUGAAGAGUUGAUGCACCUGGCGAUGCAGUCGUCGUGGUUCCGCAAGUCGCGGUAAAAGGGCAAGGGAAAGAAUCUAAACAUCGGCGGAUGUGGAUUAGGGUACAAAGAGCGUCCCGGCUUACCCGUGCACAACGACGAGCCGAUCACAGCCGUGGCGCUUGAGAAGAGCCACGGGCCCGCCACCGACCGCCUCGCAUCACUCAAACAGGCCUUCAGGGCUCAGUACAAUCAG